Colletotrichum truncatum is the source of this 369-nucleotide messenger RNA. The record is from RefSeq and is a predicted model, not a curated record. Lineage: Eukaryota; Fungi; Ascomycota; Sordariomycetes; Glomerellales; Glomerellaceae.
AUGUAUCAGCCUCGACUCGAUAGGCCUCUGCCUAGGCCCCCCCGUCAGACAACGCGCCAGGCUCCUUACCUAGUGCGCAAUUUACGUGCGCCUCAGAAAAGUGGCUACCAGCGAGCUGCUGCUGGCGAUGUGAGAGCACACAGACAGGGUGCGACCAUGUCCGCGGCGCAAGACAAAGACGGCCCCAACAACAGUUCCGUCAACCCCCAAUUGUUAUCGGCUCCCUCAAUAACAAAUUCUCAAAGAGUCUCUGAGGUGCUGGAAGACGAUUCUGAGAUAAGGACCUACAUUUCCAACGGAUUUGGCGCCAUUCAACAAGCAAUCUUUGAUCUCACAGAGAAGUUUCAGGGUCGGCGAUUUGACUGCUAA